Messenger RNA from Penicillium bovifimosum, 1311 nucleotides. RefSeq names its product esterase/lipase family protein. The transcript is spliced from 3 exons. Lineage: Eukaryota; Fungi; Ascomycota; Eurotiomycetes; Eurotiales; Aspergillaceae. The record is from RefSeq and is a predicted model, not a curated record. The coding region runs from base 1 to 1311 and encodes 436 amino acids.
AUGAGGAAGACAUUGUUGCUUGUCUUCAUUCAUGGCUUCAAGGGUGGAGAUGAUACCUUUGGCACGUUUCCCGAACAUUUGCGCGUCCUCGCCAGCAGAGCACUGCCUGCAAUCGAGGUCGUCACGGCUGUUUAUCCGAAGUAUGAGACCAAAGGCGACCUAAAGAAAUGCGUAGCGAGAGUGCGGGACUGGCUGCAAGAUGUUGUGAUCGAUCUUGAAGUCGCCAACCAAACUGCAUCACCAACUGUCGAUCCCUCAGUCCAUGUUGUUUUGAUUGGUCACUCAAUGGGAGGAAUAGUUGGAGCGGAUGUACUCCGCUUGCUGGCAGAUGAGCAGCCCAUCCCCCGAAACCCAACCUCAGACAUACAGACCCAGUCCACGGGUGCUACGGAAACCAUCGUGGAGCCUGGAACUUUUAUGUUCCCUCACGUCCAAGGGGUGCUUGCAUUUGACACCCCGUUUUUGGGAAUAGCGCCUGGAGUGGUGUCAUACGGUGCAGAAGGGCACUACCGCAAUGCUACAACCGCCUACAAUACCAUAUCCGAGGUUGCAGGAUUAUUCGGUUAUGGCGGGAAGGGCAAUGCAUCGAAAGAGACUAAUCCUGCACCUCCGCAAGCGGAGGUCAAAAGCUUGCCUUCCACACCUGAUGCUGCCGCAACUCCUUCUUGGCAACGGUGGGGUAAGUAUGCUAUGUUUGCCGGCGCGGCUGGCGCUGUUGCCGCUGGCGGUGCAGCCAUGUAUACGCAGCGUCAGAAGCUCACCGAGGGAUUUGGAUGGGUAUCAUCGCAUCUUGAGUUUGUCGGUUGCCUCGCGCGCACACCGGAAUUGCACCAACGUAUUGCACACCUCUCCAAUGUGAAGGAGGAACGUGGAAUUGGGUGUUUGAAUUUCUACACAUGCCUUGGGAAAGGUGCGACGAGUCUGGUCCAAAACACAUCGACCAGCAAAACAUCGUUUAGUCAGAAAAUCAUCCGGUCGAAGAACAGGACGUUUUGUACGUUGCCAGAGGAAGUGGAAAAUGGCCAGGACUCUAGCAAUCCAGGCCUUUUGUGGACCAGGGCUGUUAACGACCGGGCUACCGACGAGACCGACGCGCACACCACCAUGUUUUUGUCAAAACAGAACCCUGCAUUUUUCACAAUGCUCAACGAAGCAUGCGUGGCCUUGGUCAAAAUGAUAGACAAGGGUUGGUAUGAAUCUUCCACAGAACUAGCCAAGGAAGAUCCUACCAAGCAAUCGAAUGCAACCCAGAACACAGAAGGUCGAACCGGAGACUCCACGGAUAGUGACGACGUUAUUGUCGUUGACUGA